AAAAGCUCAAAUAAGUCGGAAGCUUUGUAGCUAGAAAGAAAAGGAAAAUAAAAGCCAGAGAGAGAGAGAGAGAGAGAGUUGAUUUGAGGGCGUUCAGCACAGAAUUUCGGGGCUAGCUAUUCUUUAUCAUUAAUUAAUUUAUGAAUCAGGCUGUUGUUUUUGUGGAAUACCUAUUCUGUACCUUGAGGAAGACACACAUGAUUCUUCAAUUCUUGAAAGACUUCUGCUUUACACUUCUUGUCUAUUCAAUGUUGAUAGCAUUCCUGGUAGAUGCUUGGUUAGAAGAGGAGCUUGAUUCUCUCCAGAUUGGAGUCCAAAGACAUGGGCAGGGGAAUCAGGAAGCAAUACUUGGGGGCUGCACAAGACUUAGCGCAAAGGUGGAAGAAAGAUAGGCUUCAACCCUGGAGAAUUCGGCAACCAUGGAUCAACCUGCUCGCCUUCUGGUAUGUCUAGGGAUGCAAUUGAUCCAAGGGUCAACUGGGAGCCAGGACUACCUUACCAUCUUCCGGGUAUCAGCUGCCUUCAGUUUAGAGGAAGAUAGCUAUAUAGAUUCUUUUUCAAUGGAGAGAAUAAAUUAUGUGAGUGAAGAAUUCCAAAUGAUAUGCAGGGAACAGAAAGUUUAUUUGGCACUUUCUUGAAUUUAUGAAAUGAAAUUUUCAAUGGCUUCAUAGCAGAAGAAGUUUGGUAAAUGGAGAAGCAAGAUACUGUAUAUGGAUGAUCUUGACAAAGAUACGGCAGGUGGAGUAAUUAAGAUGCAUUGAGAUUGCUUCAUGGUACUUAUAAGGCUAGAGAGACUACCAUGUUAGACCCUAUUCUUACACAUAGUUCAAGUCACCAUUCUAUGGGGUCCAACUGCCUUUGGGUCAGAGAGAAAGGGUUCAGCACAACCCGCUUCAAAUGGGUCGAGCUUCCAGUGAUGAGAAAGGUCUGGUUGAACGUGAUAACUCGCAUGAGAUUGAAUCAGACUUCUCUUACAAGGAGGUGUGACGAGAAAGCAUCACUAGAGAGAAUUUUAUUGAAUGACUCUGGAAUGCUAUAAUCAUCUUCGGACUUCAAUGUUAUGGAAUGAUAAUAAGUUUGGCUGGGGUUACUGGAAAGGAUUAACAUGAGAAGCUCCUCAGAAACAUUGUUAGAUUGAUGGAAAAAGUUGGAGCAGAUGCUCUGCACAUUCAUGGUUUUGGAGGUUUGAAGAUCCUGUCAGUGAGUAGCAACAGAUGUGGAUAGUAUAACAAAAGAGGCAAGAAUGUUUACUUCGGAGCAAGACUUCAAGGAAGAUUUACACUGACUCUUAAAUCAGGAAGUAAUGGUUCUCAGGGAAUCUCAACCAAUCUGGUCUUUGAAAUUUUGGAGCUUGUGGUUUAUUUUGGCUUUGGUUUCUGGGGAAAUUAAGCAUCGCAAGGACCAGGGUUUAUGGAAAGUUUGUGGAAUUUAAUGGUCUUCGUCCCAAACGGUUCAGUAUUCCUCUUAUGGGAUAGCAUUAAGGACAGAUGUUGAUAUGAUUUUCGUAGAACAAGUAUCUGCAGUAAGAACAGAUGGUGACUCCAAUGAUGACCAUAAUUCGUACUGUGAGGACUUGAAAUCUUAACCAUGAUUUGUUUCUUGUGUGGCUGAAUUGGUAGGUAACUUAUAAAGUGAUUCAUGCCAGAUUGUGCUUUGGUGACUCUUUCUACUUGUGGUUUGGAAUAAACCAAUUGAUAGAGAUAAAGAAUGUCCGUGAUUUUUUUCUUACAUAAAUGUAUUCAGUAAUACCGAUGAUAUAGUGAACGGUGAGCAUCUCUGAUGUACUUUUGCCAGCAUAACCAGUAGUACAAAGCUAGUGGUUCCAAGAACUCUCAAGAGUUCAUUUGUUUAUGAAGUUAUAUCCUUGAGAUAUAGGAGAUGUUAUGGCUAGGAGAAAAGGACCAGCCAGUGGAGUUAAUCAACAAUUCUCAGCAUGUUGUGGUAUGUGGUUUUGCUUAGCCAAUUGAUUCAUGAGUUAAUCAACAAUUCUCAGCAUGUUAAAACUUUGUGUGGAAAUGCAUGCAUACACAUGCAGCCGCUUUGGUUGGAGAAAGGAUAGUUACUGUUGGGAUUUUCUAGGUGCAGUAUGUGGGACUGGUGGUUAGCAUGUUGCUCAGGUGAGUUAGAGGGAUUCUCUAAGAUGAACCGAGAAUGUGCAGUAUUAGUUUCAGUAAGGCAUGUUUUUUUAAUCUUCAUGGUCAUCAAAAUAUCUCCCGACAAUUUCUUGCUGCUGAAGGGCUCAAAUUUCUAAGACCUGAAGAGCCAAACUCCCUUGGUAGGAUAACAGUUCGUUGUUUACAUUUUUCUUUUUUCUUCUUUUGCCACUGCUUUUGCAAACCCCAGCAAGGUCACCUCGCUCAAAAUGAGUGCACAGAGUGAUUGAGCAAGAAAGACAAUUUAGCUUUCUGGACUAAUUUUUUUUAUCACCCCGUCAGAAAAUUUAGGAUUUCUUGGAACUCAGUGAAUGAAUUGUGGGAGUCUAUGAGAUGGCCUUCUAAGGCAUCACAGCUAUGGGGGCCUAGACUAAGGUCCUGCUCUAGUGCCAAUUUGCAAUGAGUAAUUGAUUUUACCAGCGAUCUAGGCAGUAGUCAUUACAUGACAAGCAACCCUUGAUGAUACCUCUACUUAGGCAAAACAAAAUUGAUGACUUACUGCAAUCAUGUGGCCUGUAUGAUAUAUCAUGCAAAUCAUAUAUGCUUGCUUUUAUGGCCAUAGAAUAGUUUUAGUAUUUGCUGCUGUGGAAAUAUAUUUUUUUCCCCUGCAAGAUGCAUUUGUUAUAUCAAAUGGUUUCAAAUGGUUUUAGUGGAUGUUGUAACUUUAUAUGUGCCACCAUGGCAACCCAGUGUCUAUUUUCUAAUUACCAAAUACUAUUUCUGUCUAUAUGUGUGGGGCUCAAGAAAAGACACUGAUAGUAAGCAUCUUCAUCACACUCUGGUUUUUUUUUUUCUCUAAUUUUUUUUUUUAUAAAAAAAAUCUAAACCAGCAACUCCAAAUUCCACUCAUUGACCCAAGCCCAAAAUUAUCACCGCAGAUGUUCAAAAUAGGAAACUCAAAUAAGAAAAUCUAUUGGGAUUAUUAUUGGAUCUGACCGUAUCUGCUACUCUUCUCCAAAUUAGUAAACUAAAUACAGAAAAGUGGUUCGUAUAUUUUUCUUAGCCAUCUGACUUGGCUAAGAAAGUUAUGAGCUGGCUACAAUUAAUAUCUCAAAUAGACAUAAAUGGUAUUUUCUUAUACAAAUGUGAAAGUAGAACUAUUACUAGUAUGAACAGCAAGGACAACUAAUUUCGUUAAAUGCAUGAUACAACGAAUGCGUGCAGUAAUGUAAUUAUUUUUAGAAGCACUUUAUCUAAAUUAUGUGAUUUAUUUAUUUAUUUAUUUUAUGGUCUGGUGAUAUUUUAAAUGAGGGUUGCCUGCAAAAUCUACUCAUUCCAGAAUUACAUGUUAAUUCAUUUUAGCAAAAGCUAAGUGCAUGAUACAGUGAAUUAGUUUUGCUUAUGCAAUUGUUACAUCAACAGAAUUAUUGAUUGAGGCAAGCUCUUUUUCGAUUAUUUGAUUUUCUUUACUUCUCUUUAAUUUAUGGUUUAGUGACUUUGUAACUCUGUUCCUACUAUAUGCAAUCGUUUUUGAAAGCAGAAUUGCAUGUUACAAUGUGUCUGUUUGAGUAAAUAAUUGACCAAAAAACAAUGACAAUGAAACCCUUUUGCAUUAUAUAUUUAUCAAAAAAAAAUGACAAUGAAACCCUUUUGUAUUAUAUAUUUAUCAGCCACAUGGUCCUUACAUUUAAUAAUCUGCAAUGUGGUUGGUGAGUUUAUGGUCAAAUCAAAUGAAAUCGUGUCUAUUAACGGUCAUGGAUAACGAGAAACGAAUAACAGAAAACGGUUACUCCUUUUCUGCAUCAGUUGUGAUCCUUGCUCAGUUUUGAAAGUUUUUCCACAUGGAAGAUCAUGCUAAAAUGUUCUUUAUUUUAUACAUUCACUUUAAAUAUCUUUAAUGUUAUUCUGUCAUUAUAAAGUGUAUGUCGACCAAUAAUUUGUAUUGUGAUUACUCCCUUUAUAAUCUCUAUUUUUUUUUAAUGUUUUUCCCCAUUACAAAAUCAAGCCUGAAACUCUUUCUUUCCACCUCUUCCUCAAAAAAUAAACAAGUAAAACUCUUUCUCACCCUCCUGUUUGGCUCUCUUUUGUUAAUGAAAGCAAGAAUGGAGAGAACGAGCAAACAAGGAAAGAAGAGGGAGAUAACUCAGGAAGAUAUAAAAUUCCUGAGCCAGCGCCAUGUGUCACUCUUCGUUCAAUUGCAUGCUUCUCACUGUCACCUCUACAGCUCACCAGUACCUUCCAAACUCUACAUAUGCCCACACUCUCCCCUUAUAAACUCUCUUUUUGUAUACCUAUUUUCUCACCCACUCAUUUCUACACUCCUUGGAAUUCUAUUACCAGGCUUCUUUAGUUUUAGGGAACCUCUGUCUCUAAAUCAUAAGUGCACAAUUCAUUUAUGUAUGUAACUUUUCCCAAUAUUUAUAUGCUAUUGUUUUCUUGAUUCUGCUAAAAAUUGUAUUGUUGUCAUGUUUUCAUCCUCUGCUGCCAAUUUUUUUUAAGUAGAAUGUUGAGGCAAUAAAUAGUUUGCUCAAAAAGAAAAGAAAAAAAAAAGAUUUUGUAGUGCUUGAGUUAUGACUGUGCUCGCUUUUAGUAGCAAUUUCUUUUAAAGAGCAUAUACUAAAGGUGGAAGCCAAUUUCUAGUCCAUGGGAUUAAAAAUGUUUGAGUUCUUAAAUGCAAACCUAAUGGCCAGAUCUGCCCUUUCUAACAUAAUUGUUACUUUACCAGUAUCAAUACUGAUUAGGAGGUAUUGAUGUUUGAAUUCUGUUUUCUUUUGUUUGAUGUGAUUGUAGUCGUUUAAUGUAUGGGAAUAAUGCAGAACUUCCUUGGAGCUUUGCUCUGAUUUAGUUGCUCUGCCAAGCCUUGUAAGAAGACAUAUUCAAGGAUGUCUCCAACAGCUGGAAAAGGUAAGAUGAUUGACAGUUUUGGGGGCUUGAACCGCAAAAGGAAAAGUCGUCCAUGUGGAAGAAGCGAAUCAAACACUUACGGGGUUGUUUCUUUAGCUUCAUGUUCAUGGGAUGCAAAUGAGAGCACCACUUCCAUUUUGCCACCACGCCCAAUAGGAGAUGAUGGGAAUUACUAUGAGUGUGUGAUCUGCGAUAAUGGUGGUGAAUUGCUUUGCUGUGACUUCUGUCCAUGCACUUAUCACCUUCAGUGCCUUAAUCCACCGCUUGAAUGUACCCCCCCUGGAAGUUGGCAAUGUCCAAACUGCUGUAACGAGGCUGAUCCUGCGACUCAAUUGCUAUGUAUUGAAAGUUCCAAAGAAAAUGUCUCAUCUAACAAUGCAAAGCAGGCCUUCUCUCAUAAUUUGUUAUCUUCAGACAUAAAGAAGAAACUAGAGUUGUCAUCAGAUCUGCCUGCACCUGUAGAGUCAGGAUCUCUUGCCCAUGAGAAUCUUCCUGCUGGUUCAUUGCAAUCAUUAUAUGAUUUAGCUGAGGCUGGGGAUCUAAUGGAAAGAACAUCCAAGAAAUAUGCUCCUACUAAAGAACAGCUGAAUGCUCUCAAUCAUGAUGGUGAUGAAAAAGGAACAGAAACUUGUACUAGAGCAAAUGAAAUAAGAGAAGGAGCGGAUACUGAUCCAAGCAAAUCAACAUGGUUUUGUGAUUCUUCUGAAAUGGUGAAAGGAGAUCGUGCAGAUAAACCUGUUAUCAAUACUUCAAGUUUGCUUGAUGGCUCAGGCAUUCAAUUUUGGUCAGGUGAAAAGGCUGACAGGCUUUCUGAAAGUGAAGAUCUUAAUGCAGUAAGUCCCCGCAACAAAAAACCAAUAGAAGAGCAAGGGGAAAUGAUGGCAUGCCUAGGCCAAGCAACAAAUAAUGAUAUUUGUCCAGCAAGUGAUAAUGUGAAUCAGUGUGACAAGCUGUUGGUUCUGAGGGAUGUCAUGCUGGAAACAACAACGGGUCAUUACAAGUCCAAGCGGAAUAUUGGAGGGAGGGAAUUACAGCAGGCAUGGCUGCCUGAAUAUACAGAAGCUGGAAAAGCUCUGAAAGAAAAGGAUGCCAAGCUUCGUGCAAGACAGAAACAAAAGCUUGCUCUGAGGAACAAUAGUACCAUUCUCAGUCCAGCAACCAUUGAACAAGUGCCAGAUGCUUGGUCGGACAUGGAGCUUGAUUCCCUUUGGGUGGGAGUCCGAAGACAUGGGCAGGGAAACUGGGAAGCAAUGCUCAGGGACCCAUUGCUUUUUUUCAAGGGUAAAACUGUAGAACAUUUAACACAAAGGUGGAUGAAAGAGAGACUUCAAAUCUUCAACCUUGAAAAAUAUGGAAAUCCACAGGUCGACAGGCAUCAGGUAGCUGGAACUACCUCACUAUCAUCCAAGGAUCAACUCUCUUCAGGGGAGGUGAAGAUAGAUGAACCAACGCUUCUUCUUGGGGGGAUUAUUUCGGAUUUCCAUUGCAAUCAGGGACUUGAAUCAAAUUCAGCCGAAGUAUUCAACCACAAACAAACAGCCUUUACGAAAAUAGGCAAAGGCUACAUGCAAAGAGACAAAGAUACCUUCAACUGAAAAACAAAUUGUCGAGUCAAUUUCCCUUUCCAUCGCAAAUAAUGUUUGAUGGUUGGAAGUCAGGAAUCAGGACAGAGAAAUUGGGUUGCUGGGACAAAAAAAAGGCAUCAUACGCCCAGUUUUUAUCUUUUUAUUUUUGGUAAAUAUCAGACAGACAGUUGGCUGAAAGUUGCAUCUGAAGAAAGAGAGUAGUCAAUAGGAUGUUACCUAGGGAAGGUAUUCGGGAUUUUCGUCAGGGUGAGCUGCUGCUUUGAUUUACCUAAAAUUUUAAACAUUUUUUGUUUGCAAAUCUUGUAUACUUAGAUCAUUGAAAUUAUAAGUUUGUGAAAAUAUUUUGGAACAUAAUUUGUGUUACAACAAGGUCCUCAAUAUUAAGUGGAAGAGAGUUCGGUUUUUGGGUUUCUACUA
Messenger RNA from Populus trichocarpa (black cottonwood), 7000 nucleotides. RefSeq names its product protein CHROMATIN REMODELING 4. Bases 4976 to 6592 code for a protein of 538 amino acids. The record is from RefSeq and is a predicted model, not a curated record. Gene Ontology annotation, biological process: negative regulation of DNA-templated transcription. The transcript is spliced from 11 exons. Lineage: Eukaryota; Viridiplantae; Streptophyta; Magnoliopsida; Malpighiales; Salicaceae. Gene Ontology annotation, molecular function: transcription corepressor activity.